This is a messenger RNA of Aedes albopictus (Asian tiger mosquito), 3406 nucleotides long. It is a transcript of the gene polo, whose product is annotated as serine/threonine-protein kinase polo. The record is from RefSeq and is a predicted model, not a curated record. Bases 722 to 2437 code for a protein of 571 amino acids. Lineage: Eukaryota; Metazoa; Arthropoda; Insecta; Diptera; Culicidae. The transcript has 6 exons. Gene Ontology annotation, cellular component: kinetochore; centrosome; nucleus. Gene Ontology annotation, biological process: mitotic spindle organization; protein phosphorylation. Gene Ontology annotation, molecular function: protein binding; ATP binding; protein serine/threonine kinase activity.
GUCAGAAGUUUGUCGGUCGUUCGUCAGUUGUAAAGCCCGCAAAAGUUUGUGCUUUUCCUCCAUCAUUGCUCUGCGGUGAAGAUUAUAGGGAAAUCUCUAGUGUGGUGCCGAUUGUUUGCUACAGUUUCUUCCGGUAUUUCCAAGUUCCUUCCGUGGUCAAUCAGUUGAGUGAACUCGCGGCGCCGUAAGCUUUGGUGAAUCGCCAAAAAUUCCAAAAAUAGUUUCGCGUUGUGCCGGUUUCAGGCUGCUCCUGCUCGUUUCCCGACUAGAGAGCCCCACGAGAAUCUUUUGUUCUGCGGCUCUUUUUUGAAAGUUCAACGGUCAUCGGAACAGUAAUUUUCGAUUUUCUCCCGGUGACCUUAUCAAUGAAUAUCGGCUUUAUCAAAAUAAACGAUUCAUUAGGAUUGAUUUUGCCAUUCCGUUCAGGUGAAGAAAGUUCGGUUGGUUUAUAUUUUCGACCGUUUACGCCGGGCUGUCAAUUUUGAAUUUGUUGCGGGAAGAACGAGCCGGCAAGAAAAAGAAGAAAGCAGUGUUUAGUGUCGCGAAAAACCGGAAUAAGGACAGUAGGGAGAAGUAAAAGCGAAGAUCAAGAUCCUAUUCUGUAGCUGGAGUCGGUUUCGGUUGAUUUAUCGUCGCUUCCUUUACGUUAUUUGUUGAAAAUUAAGCUGUGCCUGGAAUCAACCGGAAUCGGGAAUCGCGACGGGAGAAAAGCAGUUUCAAAAUGAGUUCGAUCAAACCUGAUGAUAAGUCGUCGGACAUCCCGGAGAAAUUGUACGACGCCACAGCCCGAAGGACCUACAAAAGGCUGCGGUUUUUCGGCAAGGGUGGAUUCGCAAAAUGCUACGAAAUCAUGGAUGUCGUGACGGGCGAAGUGUACGCCGGCAAGAUCGUGUCGAAAAAGCUGAUGAUGAAGCACAACCAGAAGGAGAAGAUGACACAGGAAAUCACGAUUCACAAAUCGUUGAACCAUCGCAACAUUGUGGGCUUCCAUAGCUUUUUCGACGACCCGCUCAACAUCUACAUCGUGCUAGAACUCUGCAAGAAGCGAUCAAUGAUGGAAUUGCACAAACGUCGAAAAGUAAUUACCGAUUACGAGUGCCGCUACUACAUCCACCAGGUGCUCACGGGUGUAAAGUAUCUGCAUGACCGGCACAUUAUCCAUCGCGAUUUGAAGCUCGGCAACCUGUUCCUGAAUGAUGAUUUACAUGUAAAGAUUGGUGACUUCGGUCUGGCCACCAAGAUAGAGUUCGAAGGUGAACGCAAGAAGACUCUUUGCGGAACACCGAACUACAUUGCCCCGGAGAUCCUUAACAAGAAGGGGCACAGCUACGAGGUGGACGUUUGGUCCAUAGGAUGUGUGAUGUUCACGCUGCUCGUCGGGCAGCCGCCAUUUGAAACGAAAAGUCUGAAAGAUACUUACACCAAGAUUAGAAAGUGCGACUACCGGCUUCCCUCUACUGUUCGUACCAAUGCGGCCGAAAUGAUUUGUUCCAUGCUUCAGUCGGAUCCGCUCAAACGGCCCAGCGUAACGCAAAUGUUUGAUUUCGAUUUUAUGUGCAGCGCGCACAUUCCAGCGUCGCUCCCGAUCUCUUGUCUCACGAUGGCUCCCCGUGCCGACCAGUUGGAGAACGUCGAUCGUAUGGGUAGGAAACCACUUUCAGAAGUUAACGAUGACACCCGGUUGGAAUCGUCCUUCCUCAAAAACAACCUCCACGAUGCCAUCACGGCGUCUGGUACCAUGUCGCGACACAACGAAGGCUACCGGACUGAUAUUGAAAAUCUGUACAAGCAGUUGAGCACGCUGAUCGCGUCCAAGCCACCAAAACUGGCGACCAAUUUGGACGAUGAAAAUACCGAUCCGGCGGUGCAGCCACUCUUCUGGGUCUCGAAAUGGGUUGACUACAGCGACAAGUACGGAUUCGGCUAUCAGCUCUGCGACGAGGGUAUGGGAGUGAUGUUUAACGAUACCACCAAGCUGAUUAUGCUAGCAAACGGCCUCAAUGUGCACUUUAUCGACAAGGAAGGCGUCGAAACGUACAUGGAUAUUCACAACUAUCCACCUCAGAUGGAGAAAAAGAUGAAGCUGCUGUCGUACUUCAAGCGCUACAUGACGGAGCAUUUGGUUAAGGCUGGCGCGGGGGCAGUCAACAUCGAAAGCGAUCAGCUUUCCCGUAUUCCCCACUUGCACACGUGGUUCCGCACGAUGUGCGCCGUCGUGAUGCAUCUGACAAACGGCACCGUGCAGCUCAACUUCUCCGACCAUCAGAAGAUCAUCCUCUGUCCCCUGAUGCGAGCCGUGACGCUAAUGGACAACAACAAAAACUUCCGGACGUACCGCUUCUCCACGAUCCAGGAGCAGGGCUGUUCGAGCGAUCUCUACCAGAAGAUCCGAUAUGCGCACGAGAAGCUCAAGAAACUGCUGGAGAAGUUGUCGUGAGAGGAGAACGCGCAUCAUCGGAACACAUUCCCUUUGAUUAUUUCGGUAGUACAGUAGCGAGAACUUUCAACGCCGGCGGCCGGUCGUGCUCAGUGACGUAGCCAGAAAUUUGCUCUGGGAGCGGUUUUCGACGAUCGACGAAUGACACGUUUUUACUUUAUUUUUACUUAUUUGACGUUCACGUUUCGUAAACAACAAUAAAUAAUCUGGCCAUUUACAUUUGAUUUGAGUCGUAGCUUCAAAGCAGUGGCACAGCCGACAAAUUUCUCACCGUAAAGCGUUUUAUUCUGAAAAUUUGUUCCACAAAUUUUGCCUCUGGGAGGGGUUUUAAUCGUACACACCACCCACCCUACGUGGCUACGCCACUGGUCGAGCUUUAUUCGUUGAUCAUAUUGCGUUAGAGUUUGGCGCAGUUUUGAGCGGCAAACUAACGCAACAUGAUCAACGAAUAGAGCACGACCGACCGCCAGCGUUGACAGUUCGCUACUGUACUUUUCCUUAGAAAUUUACGAAUAGUUUCUAAGUUUAAGUAGCACGUGACCAACAAGUACCACCUUAUUGAACUGAAAACAUGCAAUUUUGUUUUACAGGGCAAGAUUAAUGCGUCGUAUUUUUCAGUAUUUUAAAGUGAAAAUAAUUUUCCAACACUGCAGUAGUUUGUGCCUUACUGAUUUAUUACGGCACGUCCAUCGGUGAAAAAAAUGGAGGCCAUCCGUGGUUAGGUAAUCAAAAAAACAAGACUAUGAACUAAUCCAGAAGCAGUUGCGUUUCACUUGAAUGUUUCCUCUAAACUGCAACGUACAUUGCUAUGUAGUACAACAUACAAUUCCGGGACAACGAUAAGAAAAAGGUGUCCAUCUUCUAUGCUAAACUGAGUACAGAGCAAAUAGCUACGGAUAGGAUCUUUUAGACCGAUAAGUUUAAUGUUGUAGAUAUAAUUUGGAAUAAAUAAGGCGUUUUUUAGGAUAA